CUACCGACCAUCAUGCCUGCAAAAGUAAAGCGCUGCAGCGGCAAGCAAGAGACAGCCAAACCUCUCACCCAUUCUCCUACAAAACCAGUCCACGCAUCACGGAACCGGGACUCCUCUGUUUGAGAGCGGUCUUGCAGCAUUGGACAUUGCGUUAAAAAGUCUUACCUUGGAGGAGAACUGUGGGGCCGUGAUUUUCUCAAAAGCCUUCCAAGUGGGAUAACUGCAGGUUUCUCAAGGUUUGAACCAGAUCUGUGGGAGAUUUGAGGAGGACAUGUUUGUGCCCGGAAGAAGGAACUGUUUCCGCUGUUAGGAGCAGCACCACUGCCCUCAGAUCAGCUCCUACAGCCCAGAAGAGCCUCCGCCCCUGACUGAAGGGAGAUAACCUGCGAAGUGCUGCACGGAAUGCAACGGGAAUGACUUGUGCCCGGGGCUCCGCCUCUGCCGCGCGCUCAUUGGAUGACCUUUGCCACGCCUGGGAGCUGACCACGCCCCUUUGCUGCUACCUCUUUUCUCAGUACACCAUUUGGAAAUUCAGAACUUAAAAGUUUGUGAGGGGGAGGGGGGAGGGGUUUGGAGGACGGGCGGGGCGCUUAGCGGGGAUUUGGCGGUGGGAGAAGUUGAGGUGCGAGGUUUCAGGUCCACCCAGGUCCAUGGUUUCCUCCUGCCCAGGCCAGUCCCACCACCUGUCUGCAAUGGUGACAUGAGGAAGGGCGCCCCCUGCCUGAGGAGCUGGCUCAUUGCGCCUGCAGUAUUAGAGUGACUGUCGCUGGCUUCGUUCGGCUGGCCUGUGUGCACUGAGGCGGGCGGUGGGAUUUUCAGGCCCCUUUCGCGCUCGCGCGCAGGUGGAGGCGGGACCUUUCGCGGGCGGUCGCGGGGGGGCGGGUGGACCAUGCUGGCGUGCGGGCGGCUACGGCGGCUCUACCGCCAGCUCACCCUCCAGACCGGCCUGCUUCUCCUCUUCCUCUUCUGCAUGGUCAGCGUGGUCGUCUCCGCCUACUUCCUGUACGGGGUCAAGCGGGAGCUGGAGCCGGCGGGGGGCGGGGCGGGGGCCGAGGGGACGGCGGACUGCGACGACCCCCGGGCCACGCCCUCGCGUCUCCUCCCGCUGAAGACGGUGCGGCCCUCGGACACGUCGCGCACGGACCCCGUGGUGCUGGUGUUCGUGGAGAGCCUCUACUCGCAGCUGGGCCAGGACAUCGUGGCGGUCCUGGAGUCCAGCCGCUUCCGGUACCGCACCGAGAUCUCGCCGGGCAAGGGCGACAUGCCCACGCUCACCGACAAGGACCGCGGCCGCUUCGCGCUGGUCAUCUACGAGAACAUCCUCAAGUACGUCAACCUGGACGCCUGGAACCGCGAGCUGCUGGACAAGUACUGCGUGGAGUACGGCGUGGGCAUCAUCGGCUUCUUCAAGGCCAAUGAGAACAGUCUCCUGAGCGCCCAGCUAAAGGGCUUCCCCCUGUUCCUCCACUCCAACCUGGGGCUGAAGGACUGCAGCGUCAACCCCAAGUCCCCGCUCCUCUUCAUCACCCGAGCGGGCCAGGUGGAGCACGGCCCGUUGCCCGGCGACGACUGGACCGUCUUCCAGUCCAACCACUCCACCUAUGAGCCGGUGCUACUGGCCAAGACCAGGUCUGCAGAGAGCGUACCGCCUGUGGGCGGAGUCUCUGUGGCCGCCCCGCCCCUCCACACCUCCGUGGUGCAGGACCUGGGCCUCCACGACGGCAUCCAACGGGUGCUCUUUGGCAACAACCUCAACUUCUGGCUGCACAAGCUGGUCUUCGUGGACGCCGUGUCCUUCCUCACGGGCAAGCGCCUCUCCCUCUCGCUCGACCGCUACCUGCUGGUGGACAUCGACGACAUCUUUGUGGGCAAGGAGGGCACGCGCAUGAAGGUGCCCGACGUCAAGGCUCUGGUGGAGACACAGAACGAGCUCCGGUCCCAUGUGCCCAACUUCACCUUUAACUUGGGCUUCUCAGGGAAGUUCUUCCAUGCAGGUACGGAUGAGGAGGACCUGGGGGACGACCUGCUGCUGUCCUAUGGGAAGGAGUUCUGGUGGUUCCCCCACAUGUGGAGCCACAUGCAGCCCCACCUCUUCCACAACCACAGCGUGCUGGCCGAGCAGAUGCAGCUCAACAGGAAAUUUGCCGUGGACCACGGCAUCCCCACUAACAUGGGGUACGCCGUGGCACCCCACCACUCUGGGGUGUACCCCGUGCACGUGCAGCUGUACGAGGCCUGGAAGAAGGUUUGGGGCAUCAAGGUGACGAGCACGGAGGAGUACCCCCACCUCAAACCCGCCCGCUUCCGCCGUGGCUUCAUCCACAGCGGGAUCAGCGUCCUGCCCAGGCAGACGUGCGGCCUCUUCACACACACCAUCUUCUACAGCGAGUACCCAGGGGGGCCCAAGGAGCUGGACAAACUGAUCACUGGAGGAGAGCUUUUCCUCACCGUCCUCCUCAAUCCUAUCAGCAUCUUCAUGACUCACCUGUCCAACUACGGGAACGACCGGCUGGGCCUCUACACCUUCCGGAAGCUGGUGAAGUUCCUGCAGACCUGGACGCACCUGAAGCUGCAGACGCUGCCACCCGUGCAGCUGGCCCAGCGAUACUUCCAGAUCUUCCCCGAGGAGAGGGACCCGGUCUGGCAGGACCCCUGCGAGGACAAAAGGCACAAAGACAUCUGGUCCAAAGAGAAGACUUGUGACCGUUUCCCCAAGCUGCUCAUCAUUGGUCCACAGAAGACCGGCACCACUGCUCUAUAUCUCUUCCUGGGCAUGCACCCCGACCUGACCAGCAACUACCCUAGCAAGGAGACCUUCGAGGAGAUACAGUUCUUCAAUGGCCACAAUUACCACAGAGGAAUCGAUUGGUACAUGGAGUAUUUCCCCUUGCCCUCCAACACCAGCUCGGACUUCUACUUCGAGAAAAGCGCCAACUAUUUUGACUCUGAGGUGGCAGCACAUCGGGCAGCGGCACUCCUGCCCAAAGCCAAGAUCAUCACCAUCCUGAUUAACCCAGCUGACCGGGCCUACUCCUGGUACCAGCACCAGCGUGCCCAUGAUGACCCAGUGGCUCUGAGGUACACCUUUCAUGAGGUCAUCACUGCUACCCACAAUGCACCACUCAAACUGCGGGUCCUACAGAACCGCUGCCUGGUGCCAGGCUGGUACAGCACUCAUCUGGAUCGCUGGCUCAGCCACUACCACCCCAGUCAGGUUCUGGUGCUGGAUGGACAGAUGCUCAGAACAGAACCUGCCGCAGUGAUGGAUAAGAUCCAGAGGUUUCUGGGACUCGUUAACACAGUCAACUACCAGAAGAUCCUUGCGUUCGACCCUAAGAAGGGCUUCUGGUGUCAGCUGCUGGACGGAGGCAAGACCAAGUGUCUGGGGAAGAGUAAAGGAAGGAAGUAUCCCGACAUGGACUCUGACUCUCGAGCCUUCCUGAAGGAGCACUACCGGGACCAUAACAUUGAGCUGUCCAAGCUGCUGUACAGGAUUGGCCAGCCGCUACCCAGCUGGCUGAGGGAGGAGCUGCUCAGCUCCAGGUAGCAGGAGCCGGGGGGGGGGGGAUGCGACCGACCAUCGCCACACCCAACCAGGAGAUGAGAAGACUGAUGGACAGGAGCCCGUCCCUCCCCCCUCUCUGCCCACAGCCAAUCAGAGGCACCCAGAGAUCUUCCCUCGGCCAAUCGGAGGCGCCCAUUGACCUUCCCUCAGCUAGGGGCCUGGGAUGGAUAGGUGGGGACGGGAAGAAAACAGCGAGGCUGCAAGCCAGAGACUCAUUUACUGAGAAAGACUGUUGCACGCCCCCAGUGGAGGAGGGGGAGGGGGGCAGAGACACUGCACAAUGUGCACUGGACAGCGGGGGCUGGGGGAUUGAGAUAAAGGUUUAUUUUCUGUCCAAAUUUAAUGAUGCAGCCCUCUCCUUCCCCUGCCCCAAAUCUACACCAGUGUUGGAAUGUCAAUCCACACCGGCACAUACACACCCUUUGCUUUGGGAUUGGUUUUCCUCUGCUUGUGCCAGUUAUGAAGUACACUAGCUGUUAACAGUUUUAAGAACCAGGGUGGAAUGUUCUUCCAGACUAAUGAGGAUGAUUGUUUUUAACAAUGAGGACGAUUUUUUGAAACAUUUUAUUUGGAACCAUUUUUUUUUUUGCUGCCUUUUGAAGGUGAGGACACCUCAGAGUAUUAGGAAAGCUAAGGUAUGAAAUCUGUUGGCUAACAAUUUUUUUUCUUCUGACAAAAUUUAAACGGACUAACGAACAGAAAAACGUCUUGCAACAAUAGCACAAUGUCGACACUUGGCAGGGGAUGAGGUUUAGACUGAAAACAAAAGCGUGAAACGUGCAGAUGCAAGUCUUGAGAGCGAGAAGAUCAAUAAACGGCAAUACAGCAGAGAGACCAUCCCACUUCCAGCUAGCUGUGAGAAAUGAGGCGCGUGCUUAGUAUUGCAGAUACCCCCGCAGUGUUUUCUGCACCGCAGCCUCUUGUAUUAACGCACCGAUGAGCCGCGUUUCGGGGUGAAGGCAAACAUAAACUUGAACAUUUCGGAAAUAAAACAAGCAGUGUUGGAAUUUCAUUCUCGUUAUUCCAAAGCCUUAAAGUAGCAGCGCGUGAUUCUGGUCUCGGAUCCCCGUCAUUAUUUCUCUGCAGUAGACCGAUGUUUAGUGUUUUCUUUUUAGCGCGAGUCGUUUAAAUAGAAGAACGACCUCUUGUAUGUACAACUGGCCACCCCAAAUUGGUCCGUGUCAAUGACGUUUCUUCAUAACUCUCGAGUGCAGGAGAAGGCAGCGAUCAGGGUGAAGGGGGACCUAAGUGUUCCUCCUUAUUUAAAAUCCAUGUGGGCGACUGAAGUCAGACAAGCGGUUUACUUUUCCAAACUGGCUUCUCCUCAAAUUUUAGUUUAGUCAUUGCUUCUUUAUUGGUUUCAUCAGAAUGGCCCAGAGCAGCAGCAGCAGAUUCCUGAUUGGUCAGGACCGCUUGCGACAAUGCCUACUGUAACGUCUAUGAAACAUGGAACUUUUUGGAACUGUUUAGUAAGUGCAGCGCGCACUCUACCUGUCAAGCUGUUUGAGCGAUACUGACAGAAAGUUGAUGCUGAUGCUCCUUAGUUUUGAAAUCGGGGAGGCGUACGAUACUGUGUGUCACCAUGUCAAGAUGCAUUUUUGUUUGUUUUGCCAGUAUUGCCAAGUUUUUCAGUUUUCUUGCAUAUUGCCCCAGAGGAUUUAAGGUGUGGAGCAUAAUUCCCUCACCCAGAAAAACAUCUUGUCUAUUUCUACCCAGCGCCAUAGUACUCAGUAAAGAAGUGCUCAGUUCUAAAGUGGUAUAUCGUUCUAAAGUUGGUCUUGGUUUAUUGAAGAAACCCACUGUUUUUUUUUUCUUUUGCUUUUUUACCAUGAUGCCGGUUGCAUUUCAGUGUCUGCAUAGUUGAUUUAUAUUGAACAAAUCUUUAUCAUGAUUGUUUUUUUUUUUUUAAUUACUUGCAUCCUAAAAUAAGCAGGACCAGGUACAAUUGUUGGUGGGCUACAAAUUAAGGUUCAGCUGUAUUAAUUUACAGUAUUUUUAAUGUUAGUAUUAUAAUUUGGCAAGUGAGUCAGCGCAUUCAUUCAUCUGUAGUCAGCGUAUUGCUAGACAUAAGAGUUAAAGUAUUUUCUAAUUGUGUCACAAAACAGUGUUUGUUUUUACCAAGAAAAGACUCAUUUUCUACUCCUCAGUGAGUCCCUAAAGAUGAACGGAUGCAGGUAACCCUACCCCCCACUCCCCACAUGGCCAGGUGUAACACUGUGUCCAUCAGAUUUAUCUCCCCUGACAGGUUGCCAUAGUGAUACUGCAGAAGCCAGAUAUUACACAAGAUGCAUGUUUUUGGUUUGUUUUUUCCCUGAGGCAAAAUUGGCCCUCAUCUCCGACUCUCUCCGAAUGACAGAAUCUGUCCAGGAAUGCCAUACAUGCAGUGCUGUCAGUGGCUUAGUGUCUACAGUAAUAAAUAAACUAAUAAUGCAUUUUUGUCAUGACAAGCAUUAAAAAACUUUUUUAAAAAUAAUAAGGCACCCUAAAAUAAAAGAAAAAAGAAAAGAUGACAAAAACGAAAUGCAGGGAAGCAGCAGAGAAGAUUUGGGCUUGUAACAUGGAAAGGAUCUGUUGAUUAAGUGCCGGUGCAUCUUUGUAGAGCUUUAGAGAUGAGAGAUUGCCUGCCUGUUCAAAGCAUCUCCAAUCUGCAGGUUGUUUUAAUGCUGAAGACAUGGUCAUGAGAGAGUGACAGAUGGAGAGCUUUUCCAUGCGGGUGCAGCAGACCGACUUCCAACCACAGGUUUCAGUUUUCCAUGACCAGUCAUUUCUAUUCAUUUUAUCAUGCAAUGAAUGAAUGAUGGAAUGAAUGAAUAAGUACAUAAAUAAACAUAACUUGAUGACAGAGAACAAUGAUUUUCACCCAAUGGAAAAAAAAAACAUAGAUCCCCUCCUACGGGAAUGCUGUAAAUGUAAAAUGUUACUUCCUGGUUCGGGUCCAGAGGAGGCCCCGCCCAGACAUGGCGGUACGUGUGGCAGCGGGUCUCACCUCACAUCCAAAUGUGCAGAAUAAUAAAGUCCCUGUGUUGUUCUGUGUACAUGGAGCAAGGAAAUGACAUUUUAAGAUCUCAUUGGAACGGGCCCAGUUUUAAGACUGUAUUGAACCCAUGCCCUUUGAAGGGCUUAUUGGAAAUGGGCUGCCAUCUCAGCUAAGCAACAAAGUUUUCCACAUCAAUAUUUCACCACCACUUUGCCUGAUUGUUACCGUUGUUAAGUGAAGUCGGUCUGUGUUUGCCACAGAUGCACUGAAAAACAGAAGCGUAAUUAGGAUUACUCUAUCAACGGGUUGAUCAUUAAGCUUCGAGUUUGUUUCUGGGUUCUUAAAAGUGGAACGCUUUCCGUUUUUAAAGGGGGGCGAGGGUCGGAUUGAGGUAUAUAAAAACAUUUCACAUUUAAUUGUAUUGAAAAUAAGUAUUCAGCUUAAAAUAUCUGGAAGUUAAGUUUCUCUUUGCUCUAUUACCGAAAUAAUUGCUGUGUGAAGUUGAGUCAGAUCUUCCAGCCUUUUGGGCCUUCUGGUAUCCUCUUCCCCUGAUAGUGCAGACUUUUUUUUGGGUGCUUGACAAAAUAGUCGUCUGAAGAAAGGAAGCUUUAGAAUGUAAUCUACUGGCUGAAGCUGAAAUGCACUGCAUUGUCCUCAUCGUGGUGGUUUCUUUGGUUUACACAUGUCUAGACCUCAUUUCCCUGUGUCUGUAUUGCAAGCUUCUUCAUAAAUAGUGGGGGUUUGAAGGAGGGGUUAGGUGUUGUGGAUUUUUUUUAAGGUACUGGCCUAACCUGAUAUUCAAGAGGCUGUGUUUUGAACCCCCUAAGUAAUUUGUGUAUCAACAGUUGGACAGCAUUCAGGCGCAUAGUUGCAUCAACCAACUCUCACGCACACACUUUAUCAUGCACACACAAAUGCAUACACACACUCUGACACACAGCUCUUGCUUUCACUUCAGCUGAUUGUAAAUGUGCAAAUUAUUUUAUUUUUUAGUUUUUGGUUUAGUUUCUGACUGUCAUAAAUUAUUGACCAUGACUGGAGGUGUGCAGUUUCUGCACUUUUUAACAAUGCAAUAAGAGGUACGGCUACCCCGGCUCAGGAUUUUCUGAGCGGGGGGAGGAAAUUGUUUUCGGAACAGUGUUUGCGAUUGUUUGUAAUGUGGGCUUGGGGACUUUACUGUGUUAUGGGAGCAGAGUUCACUUACGGAACUGAAGAACGGAGUGGAACAGAGUAUUUGGGCUGGAACCUCAUGCCCUAAUGUGACUGUUGUGAGAGUGGCUCCGCCCAUCUGGAUGAGAAUUUAUGGCUCCUCCCACUCUCCUGUGACGACUCCUCCCUGCUCAGUCGCCCAACACACCACACUGCCAGUUUGUGUUUUCAGUGGCCCUGUAUUAAAAUAUAAUGACCACAAUAACAGUAAGAAUAGUAAUAAUAUCAAUGGACUGUACAAUCAGACUGUAAUUGUUAUGUUUUAUUUUUAAUUAUUAUUGUGUAGCUACUUUGUGAUUUUAAUUUACAAAUAAAAAUGCCACUGUCUUUUUA
Anguilla rostrata (American eel) is the source of this 8084-nucleotide messenger RNA. RefSeq names its product bifunctional heparan sulfate N-deacetylase/N-sulfotransferase 1-like. Gene Ontology annotation, cellular component: Golgi apparatus. Gene Ontology annotation, molecular function: deacetylase activity; heparan sulfate N-sulfotransferase activity. The transcript has 16 exons. The coding region runs from base 890 to 3547 and encodes 885 amino acids. Lineage: Eukaryota; Metazoa; Chordata; Actinopteri; Anguilliformes; Anguillidae. The record is from RefSeq and is a predicted model, not a curated record.